UGGGUUAUUGUUUUUUUUUGCUAAAGUUUUCUGUCAUUCUACAUCAUGGCUGCCAAUGCUGCGCCACUAAAAAGUGCCGCAUCGCAAAAAUCUCUGUUUUAUCAAUUUUUGCGUUUCUCUUGGUAAAUUCCGCUGUUUACCGCUUUUCGAGCUAAAUAUAUCCCGUAUCGGUGAAAAUGAGCCCCAGUUUUAGUCAACUCUCAUGAAAAAAUCACCAGAUAUAAUGGUCCCUUAGAACAGCAUGAUCUUCACUCUAUGCUACGCCUACGCCACCAUAAUGCAGUGGUGGCGUCUACGUACACUCGGCUCCAAAUUAAACGGCACCUUAAACGACCAAAACGCCCUUUUGGUGUGUUCAGGGGCGUCCGUGCACGACAGCCGCAAACACCGCAGCUUGGAAAACCUACUUUUUCGUACGGAAAAUCGGAUUGCGUGCACGGUGGUGCCAAAGCAAAAACUCAAUCUAAGCCAGUGGAUCGCUUUCCCGAAGAAUCUGCGAUAUUUUCCGAUUUAUAUCGACGACAAUAAAGUGUCUUUUAGUGAAGGAAAAAUUUUUAUAGUCGUACAAGCCAUUUUGGAUAACUAUACGAAGCAUCAGAGUGAGAUUAUUCAAGUGGAGAAUUUCGGGGAGUUGGUUGGGUGGAAAGCGAGCGAUUCGUUCGAGGUUGUUGUGAAAACUGACAUGAAUCACUUGACGAAACUCAUAAAUCAGUUCUCGCAGAGUGACAUCGAUAUUAACCAUGAGCUGAAACUUCUGAAAAUUGAAACCGUCGAGGUCGAAGGCGCUCCCACGGUAAUAAAAUACGACAAAAAGUACCUAAAAGAACAAACCCUCAAAUACUCGUACGCCCCAGUCCACUGGAACAAAUUCGUCACGGAAAUCAAAGAUCUAUACUCAAAAAUUCGCGACAUAACUAACCCGAAAAUAAAAAUCGAAAACGGUUCCCCUAAAUGUUUCGAAACUGCAGCGCCGAAAGUGAUAAAGAAAGAAACAAAAAAGAAUGUGGAAGACAAACACACGCUCGACGUGAAAAAAGAAAUGAAAAAAUCACCGGAAGAUAAAAAUACGCUUGACGUGGCGGUGACGGAGCAUAGACGCCAUAAGAAAAGCCGAGAAAGCACUAGUAAGGGUGUAACGAAGACGAAGCAUAAAACGAAGAGUGUCGAAGAAGUGCCAAAGAAAGAGAAGGAAAGGGAGAAAGAACAUAAACAUAAAAGAACAGCGAAUAAAUUAGUAAAGCAGAGUUCGGUGAAAGACAGCGAAGGAGAAACGAAAGCGGAGAUUAAGGAGAAGGUGAAAGAUGGUGCCCAUGGUGUGAUGAAUUUUGGACAACCAAAACCACCAAAUGUUUUGGUGUAUGCGGAUAGCAUAAUUACGAAGGAUAAUGUGAAAAGGGUGCUAUUUUCGAUUUUAAAUAAAGAAAAAUACACAAUCUACGACCUCCCCACAUCCUCCAAACAAACUGGCUGGGACAAAUCCACCGUAAUUGUCGUGGUUUGCGGCAGCGUCCCCCCCGACCUAACCUCAAACCUCAUCCAAUACUUCCUUUCAGGCGGCAAACUCCUCUGCCUCUGCAGCGACCUCAUGUACAGCGUCCUCUACACCUUCACGACGGCGGAAGUACGCGAACACGAGCUCGUGCGCUUCUCGUACGGCUCGUGGCAGCGGGUGAAGAUGAUGCACCACAUCUUCUGCUACCAAGCCUCGCCUGCCAAGAAGCAGUUCAGCAAGGACUCGGAGUCGAACCAUAGCAGCAACGGGUCGAGUCCUCUGGCCCCGAGGACUCCGUCUAACGUCGAACUGAGACACAACGAUAAAGACUAUAACAUUCAGGUGCAAGUUUUAGGGACGGAGGAGACUUGGCAGACGCCGAGUUUGUUGUUAGCUAAAGUGAAGAGUUCGCAUGGUAGAGCGGUUUUUUCGCAGGUGCAUUUGGAGAUCGAUCCGGAUGAGUAUGAGAACGAUGAGGAUAAGUAUAGGUCGUUGUUGAGUAGUAAUGAGGCGAGGUUGGAGAUUUUGAAGGAUAUUUUGUCAAAUCAUCUGGAUUUGUGCUGCGAUGAGAGCUUCGGGAAGGUGCAAUUUACUCCAGGGUUUUUCUUGGGGAGAUAUGAUGCCAAAAUGAACAUGAUGUCCGACUGCGAAAGCAUAUCCAACAACCAACUAACAUGCGACAAAAUCAGCGUCGUUUUCUGCGGACACAACGUAGAUCCAGGCACAGCCUCGAACAUUCGUCUGCCAGUUUUAAUACACUCGUGUCCUUCAAACUUUUCAACGUUAGAAUACUACGAGACCUUGGAGACUGAAGACAUAGGCCGUUUAGUAAUUUACGUCGACAUUGUAACCAGUUCCCAGCAUCUCCUGUGCAAGAGACUCAGACACGGUUUGGUUGUGAUACCCAGGCAACAAACCAACGGGAUGAGUCGUUCCAGCAACGCGUGGUUGAGUCCGAUGGGCAGUGCCGCUUUCUCUCUACAAAUUCACAUACCCCUAGACAGCAACAUGGGAAGGUCACUAUCCAUGAUCCAACACCUCGUCAUGGUAGCCGUUGUCUCCGCCAUUAAGAAACAAGGUUACGAAGAACUAAACAUCGGCAUAAAAUGGCCUAACGAUCUUUAUGCCGACUCUUCAAUCAAAAUUGGAGGGAUUCUAGUCAAUUCGAUCAUUUUCGGCAACCUUGCUGUUGUAAAUAUAGGCUGUGGUGUGAAUCUAUCCAACCAAAACCCCACGGUGUGCAUAAACGACCUGAUAGAACGUGCCAGUAUAGAAACCAACACUACCCUCAAACCAAUUCCUUAUGAAAAAUACUUCGCUAUGGUGUUCAACGAAAUCGAGAAGCUUUACCAAGACGUCCAGUUGAAAGGAACAGACGGGUUUCUCGAUUUGUAUUACAAAUAUUGGUUGCACAGUGAUGCCGACGUCACGAUACGAACGGACAAAGACGAGUCGAAACGAGCCAAAGUGGUGGGGAUCGAUCAGUUCGGGUUCCUGAGUGUUCGAUUGGACGAUGGCACGUUAACGUCAGUCCAACCAGAUGGUAAUUCGUUCGAUAUGAUGAGUGGGUUAAUCGCGCCAAAGAAAUUUUGAAGCUGUUUUUGUGGUUUUCUAUUUUUUUAAAUAGGUGUUUUUCAUGUUUUAUUGUUGUCUCUUGGUGUAAUGCAGAUUAUUAUUAAUAUAUGUUGUUGGCUA
This is a messenger RNA of Zophobas morio, 3187 nucleotides long. RefSeq names its product biotin--protein ligase (gene Hcs). Bases 242 to 3085 code for a protein of 947 amino acids. Gene Ontology annotation, molecular function: biotin--[biotin carboxyl-carrier protein] ligase activity. The transcript is spliced from 10 exons. Lineage: Eukaryota; Metazoa; Arthropoda; Insecta; Coleoptera; Tenebrionidae. The record is from RefSeq and is a predicted model, not a curated record. Gene Ontology annotation, biological process: protein modification process. Gene Ontology annotation, cellular component: cytoplasm.